AAUUUAAUGAAUUACCCCAAUUAUGAUUUAUUAUCCUACUUAAAACAAAAAGACUAAGCAAUCAGAAAUCAACUCAUUCCUAUUAGAGUUGAUUUUGAUGAAUACUAAGAGCAAAUUCUUAGAUAUUUUAGAACUAUAUUUGAAUAGACAGCCAAUCUUUCAUAAGAAUAAUAAUUAGAAAUUGAAAUAAAGAUAGGUACUUUCAUUGCUAAAGAAUAAAAUCAUUAAAAUAUGAUUGAUAAUUUUAAGUAUAUACACAUCUAAGCCUUCUAGAUUUGCAUCUAAAUAUCAUCAUAUUUUGAUAACACAAUUAGCGUAAUAUUAUACAUUUUAGCCUAAUUUUGCUCUUUUUCCAUAGACUAAAUGGGAUACUAAUUCCUUAUCAUAAAGCUAUAUUAGUUUAACUCAAUAUUUUAGAAAUCUAGAAAAAUAAAAAGAUGAGUUUGCCUCUUAAAUUUAUAGUUUGUAUAUUGAUCCUGAAAAAAUGUUACCUUCGUUGCGAUAAAAUUAUGGAUUACGAUUAGAUAUGCUUUUAUAAAAUGGUCAAAGAAUUUCUGUUUAUUUGAAUGGCAGAAAAGCUAUCAUUUAAAAAAAAAGAUUAGAAAAUUUAGAUAUUAUGAAAGAUAAUAUCCAAUAUAGAUUGUCUGCAAAUAUUGAAAAUAAAUUCAAUGUGCCUGUAGAUUUUGAUGACUUUAUUGAAAGAAAUAAAUUUAGAUCAAUUAGAUUUAAAUAAUAUUAAAUAAUAGAAUAUUAAUUUUUAGAGAUUAGUCUCAGCAGAGUCUUGACAGUUGAUACUUUUAACUUUUAAGAACUUAGAGGUUAAUUUAAAGAGAAUGGAUCAAUCUAAUGGAAAAAACUAUUAUAUCAUCUUUUAUCUAAAUUAUAUGAUGUGACUCCAGAACUUAAAUUUCCAUCAAUCAAAGAUAAUAUAAUUAAUAAUAUUAGAAGAUGUGAAAUUGAAUUUGAAAUUCAUGAUAUUAAUUUCUUCCGAUAAAAUUUAUCUGCAUUUGCUAGAAUGUAAAGAAAUGUAGAUUCUUUUUUCUAUUGUGAUAUUGUUUCAUCUGAUAUUCUCUACAGUUAAAUCUAAAAAAUACAUCCUGAUGCAGAUAGAAGAAAAUACUGCUCACCACUAAUUGGAAAUUAUUUACAGACAGUUUAUAGAGUUGCCAAUAAAUAUGUUUGAUAUAUUAUACAAAUAAAUAAUUAACAAUUCAAAG
Molecule: messenger RNA, 1217 nt
Organism: Paramecium sonneborni
Lineage: Eukaryota; Ciliophora; Oligohymenophorea; Peniculida; Parameciidae
Source: the annotation of a GenBank genome assembly